Messenger RNA from Numida meleagris (helmeted guineafowl), 5321 nucleotides. It is a transcript of the gene H6PD, whose product is annotated as hexose-6-phosphate dehydrogenase/glucose 1-dehydrogenase. Gene Ontology annotation, cellular component: endoplasmic reticulum. Bases 438 to 2810 code for a protein of 790 amino acids. NCBI's taxonomy places the organism in Eukaryota, Metazoa, Chordata, Aves, Galliformes, Numididae. The record is from RefSeq and is a predicted model, not a curated record. Gene Ontology annotation, molecular function: glucose-6-phosphate dehydrogenase activity; 6-phosphogluconolactonase activity; NADP binding. The transcript is spliced from 6 exons. Gene Ontology annotation, biological process: glucose metabolic process; pentose-phosphate shunt; pentose-phosphate shunt, oxidative branch.
GGAGAUGAGAUGAGAUGAGAUAAGAUAAGAUGAGGGGGCUCGGCUACUACCGGGGUUUCUCUUGGAGCGGGCGGCGUUCCCGUGUGUGGGGGGGGUUGGUGACCUCUGCGCUUUGUGCGUGGGCUGGGCCGGGCAUCCCGGAACCGGCGGGACCCCCCCCGGACGGGCGGUGCGCAGGGAGGGGGAGGGCAGCCCGCAGCGCAGCUUCCCGCAGCAUCCUCCGAGCUUUCGGAAGGGGAACAACCUGCCUUAUCUUGCUUGCAAAAUCCUGCUCACCUGACCAUCGAUCGUUGAGUCUGCAGCACUCAGUUGCAGGAGAAGAGAGAUCCGUGCUUGGGGCUGUGAGGAAGAUGAGUUUCCAGCUGCUUUUGCCACUACAUGCUUUGUAAAGCUCCUGUGUUACUCAGUGUUCCUGGGCCUGUCUCCUCUCUCCCAAGAUGCUGAGAAGAGUCCUGUGUACCAUGUUGCUCGUGGGAACCUUGCCAUCACUGGCUGAGGUGUCCCAGGGCCACAUCUCUGUGGUCUUGCUGGGAGCCACAGGGGAUUUAGCCAAGAAGUAUUUGUGGCAAGGUCUGUUCCAGCUCUACAUGGACCAAGUGAGCAGUGGGCACAGCUUCACCUUCCAUGGGGCUGCGCUGACAGCUCUGGAGCCAGGGCAGAAGCUGAUGUUUGAUGUGCUGAAGAAGCUGGCCUGUCCCCCAGAUGAAUCUCCCAACAGGUGUGCUGUGCUCAAGGACCAAUUCCUGAAGCUGAGCCAAUACCACCAGCUGAAAACUGCCGAAAACUACACUGUGCUGAACAAGGAGAUUGAGAUGCUGCUUCACCAGGAGGGGCUGAAGGAGGCUGGAAGGAUCUUCUACUUCUCAGUACCACCAUUUGCCUACACAGAAAUUGCCCGCCACAUUAACAGCAGCUGCAGGCCACCUCCAGGCGCCUGGCUGCGUGUAGUGCUGGAGAAACCUUUUGGCCAUGACCUGGAGUCAGCCCAGCAGCUGGCUGCAGAGCUGACGAGCUUCUUCAGGGAAGAGGAGAUGUACCGGGUGGACCACUACCUUGGCAAACAGGCUGUAGCCCAUAUCUUGCCUUUUCGAGAUCAGAACCGUCAGUUUCUGGAUCCAAUUUGGAACCGACAUCACGUGGAAAGAGUAGAGAUCGUCUUGAAGGAGAUUGUGGAUGCUAAAGGCCGCACCAGUUUCUAUGAGCAGUAUGGAGUCAUCCGGGACGUGCUGCAGAACCACCUCACUGAGGCCCUGACGUUCCUGACCAUGGAGCUCCCAGGCAACCUGAGCAAGGCUGAAGAAGUCUUGCAGUGCAAGCUGCAGGCUCUCCAGUCCUUGCGAGGCCUGGAGAAACAGAGUGUUGUGCUGGGUCAGUAUCAGUCGUAUGCCAGCCAUGUACAGGAGGAGCUGCAGAAGGGGCAGGACUAUGUCAGCACAACACCAACCUUUGCAGGUGUGCUCGUUCACAGUGACAGCCUGCGUUGGGAGGGAGUUCCUUUCCUCCUUACUUCUGGAAAGGCUCUGGAUGAACGAGUAGGUUAUGUCCGUGUGCUCUUCAGGAACCGGGCCUACUGCACGCAGAGCGAGGCUUUGAGGGAUGCAGGGCACAGCCAGUGUAAACCCAAGCAGAUUGUAUUCUACAUUGGACACGGCGCUCUCAAUUCCCCCGCAGUGCUGGUGAGCAGGAACCUUUUCAGGCCCAUCAUGCCAAAAAGCAGUUGGAAAGAAGUUGUAGGGCAGCCAGACCUGCGUAUUUUUGGACAGCUACUGUCUGAUUACUAUGUGUACAGCCCUGUGAAAGAGAGAGAUGCGUAUUCUGUCCUCAUCUCCAACAUCUACCACGGCAGGAAAGACUUCUUCAUAACCACCGAGAAUUUGCUGGCCUCCUGGGCAUUCUGGACACCACUGCUGAACAGCAUUUCCCACCAGGCCCCACGCCUCUACCCUGGUGGGGUGGAGAACCAGCACUUCUUAGACUUUGAAAUGAUGAGUGGGGAACUGGCAUUCACAGUGGCGGAGCCAGUGGAAUUGCUGAACCCCAGUGGGCCGAUGCCAAGUGAUUACAAGACGAUCCAGUCAAAAUUUCGACAAAGCCCCCUGGUCUCAGCGUGGUCUGAGGUCUUGAUUUCCCAGCUGGCUUCUGAUGUUGAGAAGACAGCAAGCAGAGCCGUGGCACGCUCUGGGCAGUUCCACUUGGCCCUCUCAGGCGGCUCAAGCCCUGUGGCCCUAUUCCAGCGGCUGGCAAGGCACCAUUAUGACUUCCCAUGGAGGCACACCCAUCUCUGGCUGGUGGAUGAGCGUUGUGUCCCACUCACUGACCCGGAGUCCAACUUCUUCAGCUUGCACAACCACCUCCUGCAGAGCAUCAGAGUUCCCUACUUCAACGUUCACCCCAUGCCCGUGCACCUGCACCAGCGGCUCUGUGUGGAAGAGGAUGGAGGCACAGAGCUGUAUGCCAAGGAGAUCAUGGCCCUGGUGGCCAACGCCAGCUUUGACCUGGUGCUGCUGGGGGUAGGCACUGAUGGGCAUACAGCCUCACUGUUCCCCCACUCUGAAAACGGCCUGGAAGGGUCUCAGGCUGUGGUGCUGACCGAGAGCCCUGUCAAACCUCACCAGAGGAUGAGCCUCAGCCUGCCCCUUAUCAACAAGGCCAAACAGGUGUUUGUCCUAGUUAUGGGGAAGGGCAAGCAUGACAUCACCACGCAGAUCAGCAGGGUGGGCCAUGAGCCAAGAAAGUGGCCUAUCUCAGGUGUCAGCCCCAGCUCUGGACAGCUGGUGUGGUAUGUGGAUUAUGAAGCUUUGCUUGGAUGAUGUUCCUAGUGUCCCUCUUCCCUCGUUAUCCUGGCUCUUACAGCCUGGAUUUUCCUACACAAUGUCCAUGUUUUUCUGUUGCCAGCAGCAGCUUCUUUUCUAACAGAGUGCUGUCGUCUUCUGGGAAAUUGGUGGCCUGUGGUGCCUCUGGCGUUACAGCUCAGCUCAGUGUGCAGAGCUAAGCAGGAGCCAAGAGCCCAGUGUGGCACUGCUGGCUCUGCCAGGACUCCCACUGUGACUUUGUACAGAUUACCUCACCUUGAAGUGCCUCAGUUUCUCCUCUCAGGCUUUUAUGGUUUUUAACACUGAGCUACCUCGCAGACAAUGGGAGACAUUAAAUUAAAUACCUGCCGAAAUUUUUCUUUUUUAUUCUCAGGUUUGAAGAUGGACACGGUAAUGAUGUGUCCGUCCUCUGCUCAGCUUUGUCUGGGAUGGAGUUGUAGCCUCAGCGAAAUGAGUCUUAUGUGCACGUAGGUCUGUUGUCCUGUCCAUGCAGCCCAUCGUGAUGUCAGCCAGCACAGACCAUGGCUGGGCUCACCUGCAGCUUUCAUGGCGUGUGGCCCCUAAAUGCUGACACCAAUUUGCAAGCUCUCUGUAGUUCUGGGUCUUUGCCAAUUGCCAAGCAGCAGGGGCUGAGUCUAUAUGCAGUUAUUUGCUGGUUUCCUUAAGUGGGUAGCUGGUACCGUGGGGGAUGGAGAAGGAUACCACACUGCUUUUUAGGCUGUUAGAAUAAUGGGGACAGGGUGAGGAACAUGGCAGUUCACAAAGCUGUUAUUUCCCUGCAGCACAAUAAUUAUUGAGGGAAAAGCUUGGUGUUCAGAAUAGUCAUUUGUGUUUAGCCAGCAAAGGAGUGGUGUUUUCCUUAUCCAUCUUGUGUGUUUGUCUCAUUCUGUAAAACAUUUUUGUCUGUCCUCAGAAUUGAAGCUCGCAAUGCCAUUCAGUGGCUUAUGUGUCCCUUGUUACAUUGCACGUUAAGGUAGUUACAUGUGUGGGGGUGGUGGGAUUUCAACUCCAGGACACUGACUUAGAAUGGGAGGGGAUUUUCUACGCACGUCCACUUUUAGUCGUAUGGUCUGAGGUUUGGGUGGUCCUGUGUGGAGCCACGAGUUGGACUCAAUGAUUCUUAUGGGUCCCUUCCAACUCGGGAUAUUCUGGAUGGAAGUGCCGGGGCUGGGGGUGAUGCAGGGACCCCAGUGCUGACGUGAAAUGGCACCUGGACCCCAGGAAGCAGCAGUGAGUUGCGUGGCAUGAGGCUGUGCCACCCUUCGUGGCCCUGUAGCCUCCAAGGAGAAAGUGAGAUCCUCAGUAGUUGGGCCUGGGGUUUAGUGACCCUUCACAGGCCUGUAGUUCCACAGGAUGGGGAAGGAAGGAGGCUUUGCUUUAAGCAGCUGGUCGAUAGGCAUUGGCCUCAAAUCCUUCCCUGCCCAGGGCAUCUGCUGAAUCCUGGUGACGAGGAUGCAAAUCAAGUUGCAGAUAAUUGCUAUGGUCUGGCAGCACAUGGACAGUUUGAGUGGCCUGUGCUCUCAGGUUCUCAAGUCCUUGCCUUUCAGCAUAAUGCUCAUCUUAAUGCAGAAAUCAGAAUUCUUAUCCUCUGCUAAUUGUGCAGAUAAAAGAGCACUGAGCAAACUCCAGAGAGCUUGUUAGUUGUCAGCAGUCCCUAGGCAAACAGGGCCAGGGAGAGCAUGAGCUGGCAGAAACUGUGGGCAGCAGGAAGAGGCCAAAUUCUCAGGGACUGGCUGUGGUUUCUGGCAGCCCCCUCCCAAGCUUGCAGAUGGUGCUGAAAAACGGCAUUUUGUGCACUGCAGCUGACUAAGCAGAGCUGAGCUGCCCUGACGCACAUCACUUUGCUCUUGCAUGGGAAAGGAUGGGACUUGUGGUGGUGUAGCUGUCUCAUCUGCAGAAGAAAGACAAGUGCCUUACCUGGCCUGCUCUAACGACUGGGAUGAUUGGUUAUCCCUUUAUUCGGAGUGUGCUCAUCAAUACAUUUGCUACUGCCUGUUCUGUGGUUUCAGCAGGCUUAACUACCAGCAGAAACACAAAAGGGUGAAAAUAAAUUGCUUGAGAAGAGAAUAGCAUAGAAGCGCAGGAGGAAGGCAAGCACUGCAGGCUUCUGGGUGCAAGUGAAGUCUGGAAUAAGAGUAUACGCCUGAGGAGUUAACUGGAAUAAGUAGAUGAGUGCUAGCAAACACUGGCUCCAAAGUAUACCACAGUGGCUGAAACAGCUGUGCAGAGGAAGAUGUGUUAGGUCUGGUAUGUCCAUAAAUUUAAACGUCACUUUUCUUCUUUAAACAAAAGUGGCCAUGUUAACUUGAAUCUACUUCUUGUGUACUUGGAGUGAGGGAACAAGUUAUAAUGAAAAAUGGAUCAAUGUGAGAGUAAAUAUGUUGUUAAAAUGGCAGAAUCUAUUCCUACUUUACAGAUGACUGUGGCAUUUGUGUUUUCUCGUUUCUGUGCAUUCUUUUUUAAUAUUUGGCUGGUACCUUUCAAAAUAAACGCUGAUUUUUAUUUUUA